CGAAGUUUCAUGGGGUUGCAAGCUUUUUAACCAGGCGUUAACGAUCCACACCAUACGUCACGUUAUCUAUAUAUUCAGGAUACUACUUACAAAGGAGCUGACUUUUAGAUUGCGUAUAUGCACGAAUCGCUCGACGUUUCGACCGGAUGCAAUCAUAAUCGAGAACUGAACUGUCCGUAAACGAUCGACCCAAACCGAACCGCCGAACCGAACGCGUCGGAAAUGACGUACGUCAUCAUCAAGGUGGGUGACGAGUCAGCUAUUUUUGCCAACGCCAACUGCCCGGUGCGCGUGCUGCUGGACUGGCUGCGUGACCGUGUGGAGUCCCUGCUGCCACCCCUGACCGUCGAACUUGACCUCUGCGACGACAACGGCAACAUGCGCCUGCUGACCGAGCUGCCAGCGACCACCAACGCGCUGAGCACGCUUCAGCAGUGCGGCAUUUACCACCCGGUGGUGCGCCAGGGCUCGGCGACCAGCAGCAGCGGCUUCCGGCUGCUGCAGCCGCCGGAAGGGCACGACCGGCGCCGCGAGCUCCAGCAGCGUAUUAACCGCGGCAUCGUCAUUUGGGAGCGGCUUAAGCAGAAGCUGUCCAAGGACCCGCCGCUUGAGAAGCUGCUGGAGAUGGUGCACAAGGCCAUCGCGCGGAGCAGCAAGGGCGGGUCGCUGGACGGAUGGGAGCGGGCCCGUGAACGAGGCCUGUCGAAACGCGGAGAUCGGCGCUCGUCACCGCGGGACAGUACCGGGGAGCGGGAAUACCGCAUGUCUGGCAGCGUCUCGCCGGACGCGCUCUCCCAGCGACGGAGUUCCAGGCGUUACGAUGGGGGACCCGGCUCCCUCAGUGCACGGGGCCGCCGGACGUCCGCCAAACGUUUCGGUUCGGUCGGCUGAGGCGCAGCCCUCAUCACGGAUGCCAGCAGUUUUGUAAACAUUUGUACUUGCGCAUAUUUUGAGCAGGUGCCGUUAUCUCAGCGGUUGGGCGGAAACUGAUCGAGAACGCGCUGCUUAUGAAUGGGAAGUUACUGAAACAACAGCGCAGAAGAUCAUAUAUUAUCGUGCGCAAGAUACGCUAGAAGACCUGGGAUCUGGCCAUCGGUUGAAGAACUGCGUACACGCAGUCUGCCUGAAUUAAAUAAGUCAAUUCUUGUUGGCCGCGUCCAUUCUGUGGACAAAACAAAGACAAAACUCUUCACCCAGAACACCGUGCAUGGGUGAUUUCUGCAAUCUGGGCUCAAAAUAACUUCUACAUGUGCGGCGGCUUUGUACAUUUAUUGUAAGCGAACGUGACGCAUCGGUGUCAUUCUGCGGACCUUCUUGGCCUGCCCAGGAGGGAUUUAUCUUGCGAUCGUGGGAAAGCGGUACACAAAUAAACGUGAAGCCGGAGAUUUUGGCGUAUAAUUACAACAAGUGGCUGCAUUGGUUAGAUUGCUGGUCUCUGGAUUCAGCCACCCAAGAGUGUCAUGAGCUCCAGCGAGUCCGGCUCGGAGGCGGUGGUGACGCCCACCACCCCCGGGCCCGACCCACUGUCGCAGCUGCUGUCGUCGCCGGCGGCGAAGCGGGCUCGGCUGGACUCCGAGGCGGAGGAGUCGGACCCGGUCACCCCUUCUACUGGUCAGUCGGAGCCAGCCACCCCAACCGCUGGCCCGUCUGAGCCAGUCACGCCUACUACCGGUCAGUCAUGGACGGCUACCCUAGCCACUGCAGACUCCGACAUCCAGCUGCCGCGUCCGGCCGAGGCGGCGGCGGAGGAGGCGGCCGAGUCCGGCAAGUCGCGCCAGGAGCUGGAGGAAGAGGAGCGCGAGCGGAUGCAAGUGCUUGUGUCUUAUUUUACUGAGGAGCAGCUGGAUAGAUACGAAAUGUAUCGUCGUGCUGCGUUUCCGAAGGCUGCGAUCAAAAGGCUGAUGCAGACCCUGACCACCUGCUCAGUCUCCCAGAACGCGGUGAUCGCGAUGUCGGGCAUAGCCAAAGUCUUCGUGGGUGAAAUCAUGGAAGAGGCUCUGGACGUGAAAGAUGAGCUGGCCGAUGCGGGACCCGUGCAGCCCAGACACCUGCGCGAGGGGGUGCGCCGCCUUCGCCGCAAGCCCGGCACAUUCGUCCCUUCCAUGAAACAGAGACGCCCUGUGUUCAGGUGGGACGACUCGCCGACACCAUCUGCCGUCGAGAACGUCCUGCGCAUCAUCUACCGCAACCGCAGCCACAAGCCGGCCGAGUGACCUGGCCCGCCCCACCCUGACCUCUCUCUGCCGGCCGCGGUCUUUCGGCCGGCCCCUGUCUCUCCCGGCCGGCCGCCGCCGUGACGCCCCCCACCCGUCCGUCCCGGUCUGGCCACCUACCGAACACCGCCGCCGCGCCGCCCUCCACCCAUCCGUCCCUGACUGGCCACCUACCGAACACCGCCGGUGAGCGACGCCAGGCGCCGGGCCCGGUCACCCGGCGCCCGGCGCCGCUCACCCGCUGACCGAGGGGUCAAGUGCUGUGCCGCGGGGAGCGAGGAGCGUCGCAACCGCAAGGCCGUUAUGUACAGUACAAAAUGCGAUGCGCUGCUGAUCAGGGCAGGGCUCGCGAAUGUCCGCGGUCGCGGAGCUUGUCAGAUGAUCCCUGGACGCCGUGUUCGCUGGCUUCCCUGCUAUAUUCGUGUGUGUUCGAAAUCACCAAAACCGCGCCUACAUGCCAUUACGCUAACAAGCAUUACGUGUAUAUGGACAUGCUCGCCCCGCAAGGACCACUCGUCACCAGAACGACGGCGCCGCGGGCCGUUUCGCCGGCGGCGGUCGAUGCUGGCGCGCCAUUGCGACCGUGAUUUGGCGCGAUUCAACGACACGGAUCAAUCUGGUCAUAGUGACCACUCGGAUCAAUGAGGCCCUCUGUGGCCGACCGCGCGCGGUCACGCAGCGCGCUGGGGAGCGAAAUCUGAUGAGGUCGGCGAUGAAAACGUCGCCUGGCGUGGCGGCGCGCCGUCCACGCGAUGCUCGGCGGAGAUGGAGCGAGCGGUGCGCGGUGAGGCACGACACGAGAGCGGAAGGUGGGCGGUGUCGCGCCACGAUGGUGAAGGUGGCACGGCAUGGUGGUGCGUGAGCAGUUGCCGGGUCGCGGGCAGUCCAUGCCCAGUCAGUGCAGGCGGUCGGUGCCCGAUGCUGAGUACAGCAUGCUAACGUCACAUUUAGUAAACGACUGAACGCCCUAGGCUAGUACGUACCCCCAGGUGCGCACCUGUCGAAGGCAUCCCGGUACGUGUCUACCAGUGGGAGCUCUUCCGAACGGUUAUCUAAGUAGGCACCAACAGCCGACAGCAUAGUGAGCUGUGGUCAGCUGACCAAAUUGUCGCCGCACAGUGGAGAGGGAGGCAUGUGACUGAAGAGCAUUGAACUAUCAACGCGCCUUAAAUGACGUCCAGGUGCACGCUGGAAUGUGGUGCUGAGAUCGGCCGAUUUUGUGUGUGGUGUUACGAUGCAUCGGCUAGACACUUCCAGACACUUCCAGCGGUGGCGAUGUUUUCGCAAAUACAUUUCA
Messenger RNA from Pollicipes pollicipes, 3510 nucleotides. It is a transcript of the gene Taf11, whose product is annotated as TATA-box binding protein associated factor 11. The record is from RefSeq and is a predicted model, not a curated record. The transcript has 8 exons. Gene Ontology annotation, cellular component: nucleus; transcription factor TFIID complex. Bases 1461 to 2213 code for a protein of 250 amino acids. Lineage: Eukaryota; Metazoa; Arthropoda; Thecostraca; Pollicipedomorpha; Pollicipedidae. Gene Ontology annotation, molecular function: RNA polymerase II general transcription initiation factor activity; protein heterodimerization activity. Gene Ontology annotation, biological process: transcription initiation at RNA polymerase II promoter; RNA polymerase II preinitiation complex assembly.